AUGACAGAAGUGAACAAGGAUUUGCAACGCGAGAGAAAUAAUUGUACUUUUAAGCCAAUUGAACUUACGCAUCUGCUGGAUGGCAAUGCGGAGAAAACUGCGAUCCGUCAUGAGAGAGAGGAAUAUUUUCUCAGCGAUCCAGAAUUGAAAGAUAAAAUUCCAAAUAGUUAUAAAAGUCACAAAGAACUUUACGAAGAUGCCAUCAGGAAAGGUUGCGUUGUAUUACGCAAAGUUAAACAAUUACAAGAUCAGGGUAAAGGAGAAAUUGAUUUGUAUACACAUGUAUUAGGAGGUAUGCUGGGAGCAGCGCUUUUUAAAGAUGGAAAUCCAUUAACUCUUCACUAUGUGAUGUUCAUACCGACAAUCAUGGGACAAGGAACGAUUGAACAGCAGGGUUAUUGGAUUAGUCGUGCAUGGACGUGUAGUAUAAUCGGCACGUAUGCACAGACUGAAUUGGGCCAUGGAACAUUUAUUAGAGGACUAGAAACAACAGCAACUUAUGAUCCAGAUACUUGUGAGUUUAUCUUACACAGUCCAACACGUACAUCUUAUAAAUGGUGGCCCGGUGGUCUUGGUCACACGGCGAAUUAUGCAGUGGUGGUGGCGCAAUUGCAUACCCAAGGUAUUUGCCGAGGAAUUCACCCGUUUAUUGUUCAAUUGAGAGAUGAAGAAACACAUGAACCACUACCUGGAAUAAAGAUUGGUGAAAUAGGCACAAAGUUGGGAAUGAAUGCUACCAAUAAUGGAUUUUUGGGCUUCGAUAGGGUGAGAAUACCUCGGGAAAACAUGCUGAUGAAAAACGCACAAGUCCUGGAAGAUGGAACGUACGUGAAACCGGCGACAGACAAACUUACCUAUGGGACGAUGAUGUUUGUCCGUGUAUUAUUGGUACGCGAUACUGCGAGAUUUUUGUCGAAAGCUGUUACUAUCGCGAUACGUUACAGCGCUGUGCGUAGACAGAGUCAAAUAAAAGCAGAUGCAGGAGAGUGUCAAAUAAUAGAUUUUGUAACGCAACAAUACAAAUUAUUCCCCCAUUUGGCGUCGUGUUUUUCAUUUAUGCUGUCUGCCGACUGGAUAUGGGAAAUGUACAACAAUGUAUCUGCUGAAUUACAUCAAGGAGAGUUGGAAAGAUUGCCUGAGUUGCAUGCACUGACGUGCUGCUUGAAAGCAGUCGCCUCAUCAGAUGCAGCUAUGGGAGUCGAACAACUGCGUCUAGCUUGCGGUGGUCAUGGAUACAUGGACGCAAGUAAUUUACCCGGGACUUACAGUUUAGUAACGGCGAUCUGUACCUACGAAGGCGAAAACACCGUUAUGUUAUUACAGACCGCGCGGUAUCUGAUAAAAGCUUGCAAGCAGGCGCUUGCUGGGGAUCCGCUGACUCCUACUAAAAAUCCGUACAGCGACGGAAAAUAUUGACAGGAGAAUACGCAAGGGUGAGAGUCCAGAAGAUGCCUGGAAUCAUACGAGUAUUGAACUAGUACAAGCCGCUGAGGCUCAUUGUCGCGCAUUUUUGGUAUUAAGAUUCGCUGAGUGGAUCAAAAGCUUGACGAAUAUUUCCAAGGAGUUACAUAAUGUAUUGAGAGAAUUGUGUGAAAUGUAUGCUGUUUACUGGGUUUUACAACGACUUGGUGAUUUUUUAAGAUUUUCAUGCUUGAAAGCAGAAGAUGUACCGGCUCUCCAAAACCGCCUUGAAGAACUUUUCAAGUCAAUAAGAAUAAACGCCGUUGGUUUAGUCGACGCCUUCGACAUCAGAGAUGAAAUAUUAGACUCAGCUCUCGGCGCUUACGACGGCAACGUCUACGAAAGAUUAUUCACUGAAGCGAUGAAGUCUCCUUUGAAUCAAACCAGCGUCAACGAAUCAUUUCAUUCCGAUCUAAAGCCUUUUUUAAAAAGUAAUUUAUAA
Molecule: messenger RNA, 1903 nt
Organism: Cotesia congregata
Lineage: Eukaryota; Metazoa; Arthropoda; Insecta; Hymenoptera; Braconidae
Source: the annotation of a GenBank genome assembly